UUGAAAUCCAAGCAGUAAACAAACAUCUUUGGUUACUUGAAGCGUCAUGUUUGAAAAUUGGAAAUUCGUGUCAAGAUUUGUCAACCAGCAAAUUGCAAAAUAAUGUCUAUCAAGGAUUAUUUCUUGUUAUAUCAUAAUUAUGUGAACGCUGUCUCGUAACUUGGGACGCCUGAAGUGUUCGACGAAAAGCAUGCAGGACAAUGUCAAGAAACAGCCUUGGGGCAAAUGGGAGUUCAGUCCUCAACUGAGAGAUGCCUUAGAAAUAUUUGAGAAGACUUGCUUAGAGACGGAACCCCUUCCAGAGGAAUAUGCCUCAAAAAUACCACCAGUAUACUGUAAAGAGAAGCCACCAGACUCCGGUCUCGAAGAAAUGGAUAUUGAUGUCUUCGAGGAGUCCAGUCACCAAGAUGUCACUGUACCAGAUGUCCAACCUUCCCAGAUAUCACAGUCCUCUCAGAGUUUGGCUGCUCAAGAUGUAAUCCAGGCACUGGAAGAUGGAAAACUAAAUCCUGAGUGUCUAAAGGAAAUUCCAAAAAAUAAAAUAAAGAAAUUUCUACCACUACUCUCAGAUUGUGCCUUACUUAACAUGUCUGAAAUUGUUUGCAAGCUGAGAAAUGGAGAACUUGCAGUUCUUAUGUGUACAGAUGUAUUUUUGCCGUGGUUAAGCGAUACUACAAGAUCAUGCUCACGAAGUAUCCUGGAGGCUAUGAAACAGUUGACAAGCACAUAUCCAGCAGAAGUUAGCACUCAUUUACUGUGCCCGCUCAUCAUUGGUACAGUGGACCACCAGCAGAUACUUUCACCAAUAAUUGUGACUUUAGCUCCAGAACAUAAGAUCAGUGUCAUCAGGGCUGUUGUUGAAAGUGGUUCCAUGCAGUUAACUGAGUGGCAAGCAACACUUCUACAGGUAGCAAUUGUUCCUUCAACAGAUGAGAUACUAAAUGAGAAAAUAAUUACACUUCUUUUAAAGUCUGGUAGUGGAUUGUCAUCUAGUGCAAAAUUUGGACAGUUGCUGAUUACUGUUAUACAGAAAAUUGGUCCUUCAUUGUCUAUUAAUAAGCGAGAAUAUCUUGCAGCUGUUUUGGCUGAGCAUAAAACUGUAGCUCGUAAAAUUGGGGAGAAAGCUCUUAAAGCUCUGAACUGAGUGUUAAGAAACAACUUUUAAAUGUAAAUUUUUUACAAGUAUAUAACAAAAGUUCCUCCUAA
This is a messenger RNA of Schistocerca gregaria, 1206 nucleotides long. RefSeq lists its product as uncharacterized. NCBI's taxonomy places the organism in Eukaryota, Metazoa, Arthropoda, Insecta, Orthoptera, Acrididae. Gene Ontology annotation, cellular component: Fanconi anaemia nuclear complex. The record is from RefSeq and is a predicted model, not a curated record. Gene Ontology annotation, biological process: interstrand cross-link repair. Bases 191 to 1144 code for a protein of 317 amino acids. The transcript is spliced from 6 exons.